GCGGUUGUAGACGUGCUUUUAUCAUGCUGUAUUUAUUAUUAAUCCAGUUAAUAAUACUGCCAGUGUAUGAUGCUAAACGAAACUUUACGCAUGAACAUAGUUGGAGCCUGUUCAGUUACGAUAUUGAUGGAGUAAAAUAUACGAAUGACUCGGAUUACGAAUACAAAGACGGGGCGUUCACCUUUCGGAACGUGGCCUUAGAGGAACAUGAAAAGUUUCUAAUAAGGCAAAACUUGAUUCCCUAUGACUUUAUUUAUGAUGUUCCUCGAAUAACAAUAAGCAUCCCUAGAACUCGACCUGGAAUACCAUUUACUGUCAACUUUAUUGAUAGGUUUCUUGAUGAAGAAGUACCAAUGCUAAGACCAUUUCCUAAUUCAAACGAAGGUAAAGAAUUUACAUCGGUUUUUAACAUGUUUGAAGACAGCUGUUCUAGACUUUGGUUUGUUGAUACAGGAUACCUCGAUAUCCCAGGUGUGCGAAAGCAAGUACAACCAGCAUCAUUGAUACUUUACAGUACUAAUUUAAGACCAAAGUUUCAGUUCAGGAAAAAUAUUGACAGUGCUUUUCUCCACAAUGGUAUCACUAGUGGACUCCGAUCUCUAUCGGUUGAUUUUAUAUUACCGUGCUCCGAGUCUUACGUAUACAUUACUGACGACACUACCGGCGACCUCAUUGUCUUCUCGCUUCAGGACUUGCGUUUUACGAAAAUCAGCCGCGCAAGUAAUACGGCUGAUUCUUGGGAAUUUAUUGUGCCACAGUUUGAAACACAAUACAGGUUAGAAGUUGAAAAAUAUAGAAAAAGGCCAAAAGAAACAUACGAACAUUAUGUGGAUUUUUUAAAUUCUACAAAUCAACUGUAUGAUCCAAUAAGUGAUUCAAGACCUCGUGAUACAUUUAACAACACCUACUAUCCAAAUUAUGAAGGGUUGCUCUACACGAAAAAUUUUGAAGGAAACAUUUUGUUAUUCACGAAUUGGAAUCGUAACAAGCUUUACUGUUGGAAUAUGGAUACUCCGUAUGAAGAAGAAAAUGUUGAUUUACUCUCCAAAGUCGAUGAGGCUAACUAUAGAUUUUCAGCCUUAGACGCAUCGGGUAGCGGUUGUUACGCACUAAUACAGAGAACUUUAAAUAGCACGUCGUCAAAGUUCAAUGAAGAGAAAUACAAUUUUUGGUUUUUCUCAAAUAACCUUGAGGAGCUGCUGGAGGGAUCAAAAUGCACCAAGAGUAACCAGUGCACGGAUUACGUGAUGCGGAGAUCGGCGAGCCAAACAUUACUAUUUUCCAAAAGAAUAGCACCAAAAUACGUAUCUGAUAACGUCAUUAGAAAUGUUGAAAAUAUAUGGAAGGUCAAGGGCAUUAUGAAUUAAGACACUCUGAAUCGAGCCUCGAAACGUGACCCUCAAAUACAAAACGGCGUUUUGGAAUUUAUAGUAGUACUUAAUAAAUAAACUGACAGAAC
Messenger RNA from Bombyx mandarina (wild silkworm), 1459 nucleotides. RefSeq names its product L-dopachrome tautomerase yellow-f-like. Lineage: Eukaryota; Metazoa; Arthropoda; Insecta; Lepidoptera; Bombycidae. The record is from RefSeq and is a predicted model, not a curated record.